AUGAUAGUAUCAAAAAUUUUAACAAAAGUUGAUUCGUGUGUUGUUGGUUUUUGUAAUGAUGAUAGAAAAUUAAAUAUUUGUCGCAAUAAAAGAGAAUAUGGUCUUUCUAUUAAUACAGAGUACCAAUUCAGUCCUCAAAAUGAAAUCAUUGAAAACAGUGAAGAUACAAAACAAAAUAUUUAUUUUCAAGUGUCUAAACAAAGAUUAAUAUAUAUAUAUUUAUUUCAAAAAAUUAAUACAAAACAAACUAAUCUUGAAUUACAUGAUAUAGCUAUUCAAUUGAAGUUGACAACUUAUCAUAAUCAAGAUAAAGAAAGAAGAAUUCAAUUACCUAUUGAAAAAAGUGAAAGUAGAUAUAUAACACCGCUUAUAGAAUCAUUGAUAUUAAAAAUUUUUAUUAUUGAAAUUUGUGAUCGAGAUGUCGCUAUUCAAACAGAUCCUUCAAUUGGAGAUAUUAUUUUAGAUAGAGAUAUUCAGAAUAUACAGUUUCGCGAAUAUAUAACACCACAUUUAGAAACUGAAUUAAAAGUAGAAUGUGGACAAGAUCAUGAGAUAAAUUUAUGUUUAAAUCUUAAUAAGUUAAAAGCUUGUUUAUUAGAAAAUGAUCAAAAUGAUGUUAAGAUUUUUAAUCAGGAGAAUUUUGCUUUAGUUGGUUUCGUAGAUUAUUGCAACAUGUUUUAUAAAUUUAAACAAGAAAAUAGGGAUAAGGAUUUUUUAUUUUUCGGUGAAAAUUUUAGUUCAAUAAAAGCUAGAUCAGGUAUUCCAUUCUUUUUGCAUGGUGGAUAUGUGGAAACAUCAUGGAAACCCAAUUUUGAAACAGCUAGUUCUAUAGAAAAUCUAUUUUUACUUGUUUAA
Dentiscutata erythropus is the source of this 855-nucleotide messenger RNA. The record is from the annotation of a GenBank genome assembly. Lineage: Eukaryota; Fungi; Glomeromycota; Glomeromycetes; Diversisporales; Gigasporaceae.